AUGCAAACUAUGGGACCUCCACCUGCUAAGUCUCCAGAGAAACCUCUUCUUAUAACACCCUCUGCUUCUCCGCCUCCUACGAGAUUAUCAAGUCGAAUAUCUGAUGGUGCCUCGCCGACGAAAAAGCCACGUUUCAAUUCAAUAGCGCGUCUAACACCCUCCGAUGCUUCAUCUUAUGCAUCACGUACGAUUAAUCCCGAAGAUGUACAAAAGGAACGCGCAGCUUCAAAAAUGCGCCUGUUUGACGUAUGGUCCAGUUUAGCAGAGCGCUAUACCGUUCCAGUGGAAGAGGACGACAUCAUCAAUAUUCAAACGGGGGAAAUUACAAGGGACAAUGGCUAUUUGCGAAGGUCCAAAAAGCUGGAAUUCGGUAGUAUUGCUCUAGGGGAUGUACCAGCAGAAGAUUAUGACAGCCCAGAGGAAGAAGAGGAUGAGUAUGACAUUGAUGAACUUGACGCGUUUGCAGAUGACGCGUCCGAAAUCAGCUAUCAAGAUAUGGAGGGCCAUCCUGACGAUGAACACAUAGAAAGAGACGUGCCACCCUCAACGAUUCUUACUGCUGCAGAUGCAGAAGAUUUACGAGAGUUCAUGAACGCAGAGCGCUUACGAAGGGAACUUUGUGGAAGCGACUUAGAAGACGAGGAAGUGGAAGGCUACACUAGUCCAGAAGAGGAGAGGACUGACAGUGUUGAACAAGCAGAACACUCUACUUUCCCGAAGUCUAUCAUAUCUGAAGAACCUGAGCUUUCCAUUGGCGACGAAGAGGACGUGGCUUCACAGGAAGAACGAAAAACAACCGACGGAAAUACUCUAGAAAAUCUUAAUCGACCUUCUACCGAAACUGUUUCUGAAGACGAACUUGACAAUUGGAAUAUAGACGACGCCAAUGUUGUCUACCCUAUAGCGAAAGAGGAACAAUUUAAUGACCAUGGCCGCAGCAACACCGAUAGUGAGAUCGAAAUAAUUGAACAUUUCAACCCCAGCUCCUCCAUACAAAAGUCGACUUCGAGGUCUCAACAGCGUAUAUUUACCGAUGAAACGCCCGCUAUACUACGCUCUCGUCGUCAAGUACACGAACCUUUACACCAACUAUAUACACCUCCAGAGUCCAGCUCUUCGUCACGCCCCUCCGCAACCCCAUCAAGGAAUGUUAUUGAUUUAUCUCACUCAUCAUCUUCCAGUUCUAGUCCUUCUAAAACUCGUUCUGACACACCGCGCAAUGUCAACGAUCUGAAUUACAUUUCUAAUACUGCACCAGAUACUCCUGUGCCUCAUAUAAACCUUGCUUAUCUAAAGAAAGGAAAAAAAUCACGUUCGCCAUCGAAGUUGUCGUCUGGGAUGUCAUCAAAGUCACCUACAAAUACGUCCACAAAACUCCCUACUGCCCAACCGUUUGUAUUAAUUACACCGAGACAAUAUUCUACGCAGCUUAAGUCCGAGACGAGACAUCCAACCGCACCAGUUCGCAGAUUUGGGGAGACUGGAACAUCUAUACAGAAAGACGAGGACCCGAAGCUAAGUCGAACGUCGAAAGGCAAAAACAAAGCGGUUGACUUAUCCGAGGAUUCUCAACAACAACAAUCUCGCACGCAAUGUCUUCCUUCAUCUAUCAAACAGGGCAAAGUGCAACAACAAUCACUGCAGGAUUCAAUACCUUCCAGCGAUGAAAGCGAAGCUCCUAUCGAAUCUUCUCCCAUAACACCGCUACGUUUUGGUGUACCCAAACGCAAACAAAAUACCGUCAGAGUAUCUCCAAAAUCCAAAAAUAUUAAAGCAACCAUGGUGAAAGAUCAUAAUGGACGCAAAGAAACUUAUCGCCAAUUUCAGUCCGAUAAUUCUCAAUCAUCACCAUUUAAGAAGCGAAAACGCGCAUCGUCCGAUGUCAAUUCUGACUUUUCGGAUUAUGCUGUCCAAGAGCGCGAGAGUGAAAGCAGCCCGCUUAAAUCCAUCAGAGCUCCAAGUAGGCCGUCAUCGUCAUCAUCUUUUCACGCACCUGCAAAUAAUGAGCAUCACCGUCAGAAGCCCCGAAGUAGAACACGGGCUGGGGGAAGACGUGCAAAUGAAUAUUCUGCUUCGGAAGAUAACUAUGAUAGUGAAUCCAGUGAAUCUGAAUCUGGGGAUCGACAUCAACGUAGAAAAUCUGAUUCCGGCGGUGUUCCAAUGCCAGUUCCACACCAUGGUUAUCACCAUAUACCUUAUGCAUCGUCUCACUAUGCCCCACAACCCUUACCAGACCCGCGGGCCCAACUUAUCAUAUCUCAGGCUAUGCAGCAACUCUCGGCAUUGGUAGGAGCGACCUGGACACCUUUGCAACAGUAUAUGGAAGGGUCGGUGCCUAAUACACCUCAUCGUCGCCACGAUGUUCGGUUGCCGAACGGUCCCUUCAUUACGCCCACCCAUCAUCCUCAUCCGUAUUCUUAUAUGUACGACCCUGCCCUUUCGAAUGCAACUCUCCCACCUGAAUCUUCGGAGUGUGAUUCCUCCCCCACCAAAUUGAGCUCUGGACGCCGCAAGUCGCUUGUGAAGAGAAGUCGGUCACGAGGGAGACGCGUUUCAUUUAAUCUAGACGCAGAUGCAAGGCAAAGAAUGGUAGAUGAAGUUGACGGGUACUCCAGUCCUCCUGUCUCAAUGUCGUCGAAAAAUCUAUCGACGGAUGUUCGACAGGCUUCGUCGUCUCGGGGCGAUAAAAGCGUUAAUACAAAACAAGUUGGACAGAAACAUAAAAGAGAGAAAACACCAGGACGACGGCAAGAGUUGACAGACAACGAUGAAUCCGACGUUGAGCUAAAGAGGAGAGGCCGAACACCAGGACCCAGUAUAGAAUCUUGUAGUGCCAGGAAGGGUUCGAAAAAGCGUCCUUGA
Messenger RNA from Psilocybe cubensis, 2862 nucleotides. RefSeq lists its product as uncharacterized. Gene Ontology annotation, molecular function: histone binding. NCBI's taxonomy places the organism in Eukaryota, Fungi, Basidiomycota, Agaricomycetes, Agaricales, Agrocybaceae. The record is from RefSeq and is a predicted model, not a curated record. The coding region runs from base 1 to 2862 and encodes 953 amino acids. The transcript has 2 exons. Gene Ontology annotation, cellular component: nucleus.